CAGUAUUCAUACAGUAUGGUUCCACCAAUUCCUACGGUACAUGCAAAGCAAGCCGUAGCUUCUAUCGAUAAGCCUCAUUGCGCUCUCGCCGUCAUGAACAACAAAUCAGUCCAUCCAAACAACAGAACAACCCUCUUCCUACAAUCAUGAUCGUUUGAGAUGAAUCUGCGUCUCGGCGAUUGACGCUGGCGGUGAUCAGAUUUCCAUUUGUCUUUUCCAACAUUCAUCACCCUUGAUCGGAAAGCGAUCGCACGCCCGUCAUGGCGACAGAAGACGCUCGCUACCGUCAAUCCACCCAGUAUCGGCUGUGGUCAUUCUCGCCCUCGCAGCUCCAGACAAUGCGCGAGAAGACCACCGAGCUUGCUGCCACCAACAUUGCCAACCGCUUACGCGCCUCUGAACCACCCGUCGACCCGCUUCCAGACUUCCUGACCCCCGCCGACGAGGGCAUGUUGCUCAAUUUCUACGUCGUUGAUCUUCUGCGCGCUGCCCAGUUCUUGGAGCUCUCCUCGGAAAUCCAGGCCACCGCUGCCAUUUUCUUCCGCCGCUUCUACCUUACCAACAGCCUCAUGACCUAUCCCCCCAGGGCCCUAACUAUGACCUGCAUCUUCUUCGCCUGUAAGGCCGAAGGCUUGUUCUACAAAAUACAGAAGUUUGCCGACAAGUUCCCCGGUAUUACGGGCGAGGAAGUUUUGGCAGCUGAGUAUGUUUUGUGCCAAGGGCUACGCUUCGCCUUCGACGUGCGGCAUCCCUAUCGCGCCUUGGAGGGCGCUAUUAUGGAGCUCAGGAGGCUGGGAGGCUUUGACGAAAGCCGCCUCGCUCGGGCCCAUGGUAGAACUAGAGACAUACUGAAGUUUAGCCCGCUCCUCACUGAUGCGUACUUCCAUUACACUCCCAGCCAGAUAAUGUUCAGUGCGCUAGCAAUGGCAGACGAGGGCCUUUUGCAGCGACUACUCCGUGACGCCUUUGCAGGUCAGAGCGAGAGUGCCAAGAACCAAGUCUUGGAGAUAAUACAGAAUUGCAGAGCUAUGCUGGAAAGGGAACCGCCUGAAAGGCGAGUAACAUACUGGGAUGCACCCGCAAGCAAGGAGACGAUGAAACCUUUAAACAGGAAACUUAAAAAGUGCCGAGAUCCGGAUAGGGUGGAUCUAGUUGCUUUACAGAAGGCUCGAAGGGAACAGGUCCUGCAAAAGGUCAAAGCGAAAACAACUACGAAGGAAGAUGGCGAUGUCUUUGGCCCUAGCAACGGCGUUAAAAAGGACGACGAACGCGAAGCUAAGAGAAGAAGAGUCGCAGAAGGAGGCGAUAUGUUUGGCCCUCCGUUGUGAGGCCUGGUCUCUAGGAUUUCAAGGUUGCUCCAGAGUGCUACAGAAGCACGCUCCAACCAGCACUCGUAUCAAAUGGAGAGGCGACAUAGAGACAGAAAGAGACUUUUGAUAAGCCCAGAAAUGCUUUCUUCAAGUCUGAGAACAACGCCCUUGAGCUAUCUUGCUAGAAGAGGAAGAGAAAGUAUAGUGAUCGGGUCGUGUCGCGGUGAUAAGAGGCAGCGCUCGAACUUUGCCACGAAAGAAGGACCUAUUCUUCCAGGUCGUGGAAAUGCCAUCCUACGACAAGGCCCCAGUCAGAUGGAUUUUCACAAGAACAUAAAGCGUGUCGUGUUCUCGUUCUCAUGAUGAGACGACGACUAUCUAGAUGGAUCACAUCUAGAGUAAUGAUUAAUACCCUACUGGGACUAGGAAGGGAUUUCAGUAAUGAUGGUCGAAAGAGGCAUGCAUCAUGAGUAGGUCGCGGUGUCCUUUAUACCUGUUUCCAGCAUCGAGAAUGUAUCCUAACGUGUGAUUAGCUCAUCCGCCCGACUAUGAGUUACGGUAUGCCCAUGCUAGAAUCCUUCAAUUUGAAAAGGGCGCCGGCGGACAGAUGCCUUUACAAUGAAAGUUACAACUGGUUUUACCUACUUUACAUUGAUCUGCAUGCGAU
Xylaria bambusicola is the source of this 1977-nucleotide messenger RNA. Its product is annotated as cyclin ccl1. Lineage: Eukaryota; Fungi; Ascomycota; Sordariomycetes; Xylariales; Xylariaceae. The transcript is spliced from 2 exons. Gene Ontology annotation, molecular function: cyclin-dependent protein serine/threonine kinase regulator activity. The record is from RefSeq and is a predicted model, not a curated record. Gene Ontology annotation, biological process: regulation of cyclin-dependent protein serine/threonine kinase activity; regulation of transcription by RNA polymerase II. Bases 261 to 1328 code for a protein of 355 amino acids. Gene Ontology annotation, cellular component: transcription factor TFIIK complex; nucleus.